AUGAACUUUUCCCCGGAUACCGACAUUCCAGACCUGUCCGGCAAGGUUAUCAUUGUGACUGGCGGCAGUAGCGGAUUGGGUAAAGAGAGCGUACUCCAAUUGGCGAAGCACGACCCGGCGGUCAUCUAUCUCACGGCUAGAACUAAAGCACGCGGCGAAACCGCCAUCGAGGAGAUACUGCAAGCUGUGCCCAAGGCCAAAGGCAAGAUUAGAUUCCUCGAGCUCGAUCUAGGAUCUCUCGCAUCAGUAAAGAUGGCCGCCGAGAGCUUUCUAGAGCAGUCCGAACGUCUGGACAUCUUGAUGAACAAUGCUGGCUUGAUGGCAUCGCCGCCCGGUCUUACAGUCGACGGCUACGAAGUCCAGUUCGGAUCAAACUACCUCGGACCUGCGCUGUUCACCAAGCUGCCUCUUCCCAUUCUCGCCAAAACCGCCAACCUGCCAGAAUCAGAUGUCCGCAUCAUCAAUUUGAGCUCGGAGUUGUUCAAACAAGCUCCCAAGGGGGGGAUUUUGCUCUCCGAAUGCAAGACCCCCCUUCUCAAUAUUUCCAGCGUGGCGCGCUACGGCCAGUCUAAGCUUGCUGAUUACUACCAUACCCGUUCGUUGAGUCAGCGGUAUCAAGAAAUCACCUUUGUUGCUAUACAUCCUGGAGUGGUCAACACUGGGUUGCUUGAUGACCUCAAAAAGAGACGGCCCUGGCUUGGGGGGCUGAUUGGUGUGGUGGGACGUCUGGUCCUCACGGAUGUUCACAACGGAGCGAGGGGUCAGCUAUGGGCAAGUUCGACGGAUCGGCAAAGCAUCAAGAAUGGGGCCUUCUACGGCAACAAGCUAAGAGAAUACAAGGACACCGUGCUGGACGAUGAGAAGCUCAUGCGUAAAUUGUGGGACUGGACUGAGGAAGAGUUAAAGAGAUGGGAGUAA
Messenger RNA from Pestalotiopsis fici W106-1, 918 nucleotides. RefSeq lists its product as uncharacterized. NCBI's taxonomy places the organism in Eukaryota, Fungi, Ascomycota, Sordariomycetes, Amphisphaeriales, Sporocadaceae. The transcript has a single exon. The record is from RefSeq and is a predicted model, not a curated record. Bases 1 to 918 code for a protein of 305 amino acids.